Penicillium crustosum is the source of this 1074-nucleotide messenger RNA. RefSeq lists its product as uncharacterized. NCBI's taxonomy places the organism in Eukaryota, Fungi, Ascomycota, Eurotiomycetes, Eurotiales, Aspergillaceae. The record is from RefSeq and is a predicted model, not a curated record. The coding region runs from base 1 to 1074 and encodes 357 amino acids. The transcript has a single exon.
AUGGAACAGGCCUUGGAGCUCUAUCGACAGGGUAUCACGUUGAUACUUGACCUCCGUGUACAAAUCGGACAUGGGGCAGUAUCUAUCAGUAAGGGUGUUCUGUUGGAGCGCAGCAUUGUUCCCUUAUUCCUACGACUCGGCACAAGUUCCCUGACCAUUUCGGGGACUCAGUUCCCUAUUGAACUUUUUGCCUUUAUAGAAACAGACAUGAGCGCUGGUUUCGCAUCUGUCGAUUCUGCAAGAUCGAUUAUGUCCGUCCUAGCUGCGGAAGUUAUCCUCUUUGAGCGCGAGGCGAACUUACACCUCAGGGAGGUUGGUGCCGAAGCCGCCGUAAGCCCAGAAAUGGUCGCGAAAAAAGAAGCGCUCCGAGUCCGUCUCAUUGAAUGGCAUCGAGCAUACACCAACCUUUGCCAAAGAAACAGAUCCAGACCUACUCUCCCGAUAUAUCCAGAGCCUAUCCUGCUUACAUAUCAUGCUACUGCUUUGAUUUGUGUCACGGGAUGCUUGAAGCAACAAGAAACCGUUUUUGACGCCCAUUUUGCAGACUUUGCUACUAUCGUCGCUCAGUCUAGGUUAAUUCUUGAUGCUUCAGCAUGUCCAAAUGGUGUCCAACCUCCGUUCACCUUUGAGAUGAGUGUGGGUGUCCCUCUCGCCAUGACUGUGUUAAGGUGUCGUGACCCAAUCUUGCGGCGAAGGGCUUUAGACCUACUACGGCUAGCGCCUCCGAUACAAGGAUUUUUCAAAUGCGCCCCCGUGGCUCUUUUGUCAGAAACGCUUAUGAAGCUGGAAGAGUGCUAUAGCCUUACUAUGAGGGAGAACACAGCGGCACUUUCUCAAAACGGCGAAGCAAUUACAUCACAAGCAGCACUCAUCCCUGAAGAGGCUCGUAUCCAUGACUAUGGUAUCUUCAGACCGAACGAGUGGCAACCUCCGUGGAUCACCGAUGAAGAUCUCGCACCGUUUUCACUUAGCUCAAACCAACUGUAUUUGGGAUUUUCAAGAAAUCAAUACAACAAGGAAAGCGGGACGUGGCGCCCGAUUUAUCAAUGCAUGCCGUUAGACGCCAAUUUUUGA